UCCAUGCUACUGGGGGGAAACCUCUUUCCCCCAUCUCAGCCAGCACAUCCCUGGCUGAGCCUCGCCUCAUCUAAGGGUCCUUCCUGACUGCUGGUGCCCCUGUGGACCCUUAAUCCUGCACUGAUUGUGGGGAAUGAGGCCGAGGUCUACAACCAUUUGCUGGGAUGCAGCACUGGGCCCGGCGCCUGGAGCAGGAGAUCGAUGGCGUGAUGCGGAUCUUCGGGGGUGUCCAGCAGCUCCGUGAGAUCUACAAGGAUAACCGGAAUCUGUUUGAGGUGCAGGAGAACGAGCCUCAGAAGUUGGUGGAAAAGGUGGCAGGAGACAUCGAGAGCCUGCUGGACAGGAAGGUGCAGGCCCUAAAGAGACUGGCCGAUGCUGCAGAGAACUUCCAGAAAGCCCACCGCUGGCAGGACAACAUCAAGGAGGAAGAUAUCCUGUACUAUGAUGCCAAGGCCGAAGCUGAGCUGGACGACCCUGAGAGUGAGGAUGUGGAGAGGGGGUCCAAGGUCAGCACCCUCAGACUGGACUUCAUUGAGGACUCAAACUUCAAGAACAAAGUCAACUAUUCGUACACAGCUGUGCAGAUCCCCACGGACAUCUACAAAGGCUCCACUGUCAUCCUCAAUGAACUCAACUGGACAGAGGCCCUGGAGAACGUGUUCAUCGAGAACCGCAGGCAGGACCCCACGCUGCUGUGGCAGGUGUUUGGAAGUGCCACAGGGGUCACUCGCUACUACCCAGCCACCCCAUGGCGAGCCCCCAAGAAAAUCGACCUGUACGAUGUCCGAAGGAGACCCUGGUACAUCCAGGGGGCCUCGUCGCCCAAGGACAUGGUCAUCAUCGUGGAUGUGAGCGGCAGCGUGAGUGGCCUGACCCUGAAGCUGAUGAAGACGUCCGUCUGUGAGAUGCUGGACACGCUCUCGGACGAUGACUAUGUGAACGUGGCCUCGUUCAACGAAAAGGCGCAGCCUGUGUCAUGCUUCACGCACCUGGUGCAGGCCAAUGUGCGCAACAAGAAGGUGUUCAAGGAGGCCGUGCAGGGCAUGGUGGCCAAGGGCACCACAGGCUACAAGGCCGGCUUUGAGUACGCCUUCGACCAGCUGCAGAACUCCAACAUCACCCGCGCCAACUGCAACAAGGUAAUCAUGAUGUUCACGGACGGCGGUGAGGACCGCGUGCAGGACGUCUUUGAGAAGUACAACUGGCCCAACCGCACGGUGCGCGUGUUCACGUUCUCCGUGGGGCAACACAACUACGACGUCACGCCCCUGCAGUGGAUGGCCUGCGCCAACAAAGGUUACUAUUUUGAGAUCCCUUCCAUUGGAGCCAUCCGCAUUAACACGCAGGAAUAUUUGGAUGUGUUGGGCAGGCCCAUGGUGCUGGCGGGCAAGGAGGCCAAGCAGGUGCAAUGGACCAACGUGUAUGAGGAUGCUCUGGGGCUGGGGUUGGUGGUGACAGGGACCCUCCCUGUGUUCAACCUGACACAGGAUGGCCCUGGGGAAAAAAAGAACCAGCUGAUCCUGGGUGUGAUGGGCAUCGAUGUGGCUCUGAAUGACAUCAAGAGGCUGACUCCAAACUACACGCUUGGAGCCAACGGCUACGUGUUUGCCAUUGACCUGAACGGCUAUGUGUUGCUGCACCCCAACCUCAAGCCCCAGACCACCAACUUCCGGGAGCCUGUGACCCUGGACUUCCUGGAUGCUGAGCUGGAGGAUGAGAACAAGGAGGAGAUCCGUCGCAGCAUGAUCGAUGGCAACAAGGGCCACAAGCAGAUCAGAACACUGGUCAAGUCCCUGGACGAGAGGUACGUAGAUGAGGUGGUGCGGAACUACACCUGGGUGCCCAUAAGGAGCACCAACUACAGCCUAGGGCUUGUGCUCCCGCCCUACAGCACCUUCUACCUCCAAGCCAACCUCAGCGACCAGAUCCUGCAGGUCAAGUUGCCAAUCAGCAAACUGAAGGAUUUUGAGUUCCUGCUCCCCAGCAGCUUUGAGUCUGAAGGACAUGUUUUCAUUGCUCCCAGAGAGUAUUGCAAGGACCUGAAUGCCUCAGACAACAACACCGAGUUCCUGAAAAACUUCAUUGAGCUCAUGGAGAAAGUGACUCCAGACUCCAAGCAGUGCAACAACUUCCUUCUGCACAACCUCAUCUUGGACACCGGCAUCACACAGCAGCUGGUGGAGCGUGUGUGGCGGGACCAGGAUCUCAACACGUACAGCCUUCUGGCCGUGUUCGCUGCCACCGACGGUGGCAUCACUCGAGUAUUCCCCAACAAAGCGGCUGAGGACUGGACGGAGAACCCGGAGCCCUUCAAUGCCAGCUUCUACCGCCGUAGCCUGGACAAUCACGGCUAUGUCUUCAAACCCCCACACCAGGAUGCCCUGUUAAGGCCACUGGAGCUGGAGAAUGACACGGUGGGCAUCCUCGUCAGCACAGCUGUGGAGCUAAGCCUGGGCGGACGCACACUGAGGCCAGCAGUGGUAGGUGUUAAACUGGACCUAGAAGCCUGGGCUGAGAAGUUCAAGGUGCUAGCCAGCAACCGUACCCACCAGGACCAGCCUCAGAAGUGUGGCCCCAGCAGCCACUGUGAGAUGGACUGCGAGGUUAAUAAUGAGGACCUGCUCUGUGUCCUCAUUGACGAUGGGGGAUUCCUGGUGCUGUCAAACCAAAAUCAUCAGUGGGACCAGGUGGGCAGGUUCUUCAGUGAGGUGGAUGCCAACCUGAUGCUGGCACUCUACAAUAACUCUUUCUACACCCGCAAAGAGUCCUACGACUAUCAGGCAGCCUGCGCCCCCCAGCCCCCGGGCAACCUGGGCGCUGCACCCCGGGGCGUCUUUGUGCCCACCAUUGCAGAUUUCCUUAACCUGGCCUGGUGGACCUCGGCUGCAGCCUGGUCCUUGUUCCAGCAGCUUCUCUAUGGCCUCAUCUAUCAUAGCUGGUUCCAGGCAGACCCCGCCGAGGCCGAGGGGAACCCCGAGGCGCGCGAGAGCAGCUGCGUCAUGAAACAGACCCAGUACUACUUCGGGUCGGUGAACGCCUCCUACAACGCCAUCAUCGACUGUGGAAACUGCUCCAGGUGCCCGCGGGGAGCGGGACGGGAGAACCGGGUGGGGCUUUUUUUUUUUUUUUUUCCGCGCCCCCUCCGUGCCCUGCCCGCCUCCUUGACUCCCCACCCAUGCCCAGCGGACGGCCCGGAGCAAUGUGAACUGGUGCAGAGACCGCGAUACCGGAGAGGCCCGCACAUCUGCUUUGACUACAACGCGACGGAAGAUACCUCAGACUGCGGCCGCGGAGCGUCCUUCCCGCCGUCGCUGGGCGUCCUGGUCUCCCUGCAGCUGCUGCUCCUCCUGGGCUUGCCUCCCCGGCCGCAGCCCCAAGUCCACGCCCACGCCUCGCGCCGCGUCUGAGCGCCCCCCCAUCCCUCCCUGGGCCUCCCCGCCUCUCCCCUGCUCCCCCGCCCCAUACACCCCGCCUUAGAGCCUCGCCUCCUCCCUCACUGAAGGACCUGAGCGUCCAGGCCCAAGAGUCUGAGCCUUGGGUGGGGGGGGUCCCAAACGAGGGUGCCGCAGGUCUUUGGCCCCUAGGUCACAUCUCGCCGCUGAACUGUCAAAGUGACCCCAGACCCCUUAUUCCCACUGGACUCCCCCACCCCUGAGGGCUGGGACAGGGAAGCCACAGCACUGGUGCCAAACCAGGCCUCCACUGCCCACCCUGCCCCAAGGCUCCCUUUGUGUGGGAGACCUAGGCCCUGCCCCAGCUGGACUCCUCUAACCUGGCCCUUAUGUCCCACCCAGGACCAAAUCUGGAUU
Ailuropoda melanoleuca (giant panda) is the source of this 3809-nucleotide messenger RNA. It is a transcript of the gene CACNA2D2, whose product is annotated as calcium voltage-gated channel auxiliary subunit alpha2delta 2. The record is from RefSeq and is a predicted model, not a curated record. Gene Ontology annotation, molecular function: voltage-gated calcium channel activity. Bases 165 to 3407 code for a protein of 1080 amino acids. Lineage: Eukaryota; Metazoa; Chordata; Mammalia; Carnivora; Ursidae. The transcript is spliced from 38 exons. Gene Ontology annotation, cellular component: voltage-gated calcium channel complex.